This is a messenger RNA of Camellia sinensis, 510 nucleotides long. NCBI's taxonomy places the organism in Eukaryota, Viridiplantae, Streptophyta, Magnoliopsida, Ericales, Theaceae. The record is from RefSeq and is a predicted model, not a curated record.
AUGAGGAAGGAGUUGGCCGACAAGAUCAGGGAGGUUGCUGGUCUACAGAAGACCAUUAAAAAGGCCGAGGCAAAAAUGAAGACCUUGUCAGACCAGGCCGAGGCGGCCAUUAAAGCUAAAGAUGAGGCCAAAGAAAAAACAGAUGCUGUAGAUACCAUUAAGAAGGUUCUUGAGGCCAAGAAAAAUGAGGCCCAGAUAAAAACUGCGGAGGCCCAAGCCGUGCUCCGGGCUACCUUGGCCACAAAAGUAGCCGAGAUCAAGGCGGCGGAUGAGAAGGCGUAUGCUGAAAGGGCGGCCGACGUUAAGAAGGACUACAAAAAGCAGGAUGAGGAGGGCGAGGUCUCCAAAGAUGCCACUCCUGAGACAACAUCGGACAUGCCUAUCACCGAGAAGAGCAUUGCCCAAACUCUUCAAGAAAUCGAUGCUAAGCUCGCGGCUGAGAAGGCUGCCGAAAAGUUUUCCCAGAUGUCCUUUGAGCCCCAAACCCAACCGGUCAACAACGCUGAGUAG